GAGAGAGAGUAGAUCUGUCCUGCGGCACUGCAGUCACUCUCACUCCCGGAAUAUCGUUCAUUAUAGGCUCAAUGAUGGAGGUUCCACGCGUGGGACACAGUAUCAGCAGCCCCACGAGCCCGUGCGAGGACAUGAUGAAGAAUCUCAGCCUGGACGCCAUCCAGCUUUGUGAGAGAGAAGGAAAUAAGUCCCUUGAUAGUGGGAUUGCCGAGAUGGAGGAACUUCCGGUUCCCCAGAACAUCAAAAUCAGCAACAUCACAUGCGACUCCUUCAAGAUCUGCUGGGAUAUGGACUCCAGGUCUAAGGAACGCAUCACACACUACUUCAUCGACCUCAACAAGAAGGAAAACAAGAACGCCAACAAGUUCAAACACAAGGACGUCCCGACUAAACUGGUAGCGAAAGCCGUUCCUCUGCCCAUGACAGUUAGAGGACACUGGUUCCUGAGUCCCCGCACUGAGUACACAGUUGCUGUUCAGACUGCCUCCAAACAGGGCGAUGGAGACUACGCUGUGUCUGAAUGGAGCGAGAUCAAUGAAUUCUGCACAGCAGAUUAUUCCACCGUUCAUCUCACGCAGUUGAUGGAGAAAGCAGAGGUCAUCGCCGGCAGAAUGCUGCGAUUCUCCGUCUUUUAUCGAAACCAACACAAAGAGUACUUCGACCAUGCAAGGGAGGCCCAAAACAACAAGAUGUCACCAUCAGUGAAGGACAACAGUGGCAGCCACGGUUCCCCUAUCAGCGGGAAGCUGGAGGGCAUCUUCUUUAGCUGCAACACUGAGUUCAACACAGGCAAACCCCCACAGGACUCACCGUACGGUCGAUACCGCUAUCAGCUGCCAGCAGAGGUGCUCUUCAGCCCCAAGACAAACCUGUAUUUCGGUGACUUCUACUGCAUGUACACAGCCUAUCAUUACGUUAUACUUGUGAUCGCACCGCAGGGCUCGCCCGGAGACGACUUCUGCAAGCAGCGUCUACCAGCGCUGGAUAUCGCCAACAACCGUUUUAUGACGUGCUCGGAGGAUGAAGACGGCCAGCUGGUGUUCCACCAUGCACAGGACCUUAUCCUGGAGGUCAUCUACACCGACCCUGUGGAUCUGAGCCUGGGCACGGUAGCCCAAAUUAGCGGCCACCAGCUCAUGAGCCUCUCCACAGUCAAUGCCAAGAAAGAUCCCAGCUGCAAGACCUGCAACAUCAGCGUGGGCCGCUAACUUACGAAACUGAACCCUUCUGCUGCCUUAAACGGCACAGGAAAAAUAACCGCCUUCUCCUUUAGCCGUCCUCCUUACCCAUUGAACUUGUUCAUAAUUCCUUCUGGUGUCUGUAAUGCCUGUUUCACACAUCCUCUAUCUGCAGUGCGUAUGUUUUCCUUUAUCCACAGUUAAGCUAAACAUUGAAGUCCACUGUAGCCUACGUUACAGCAUUUAUACGUCUGCGUUCUGUCUGGGUUGCACUCCAAUAGCAUUGCUAGUUUUGAAACACUGCAAUACUAGUUGGAGGAGGGGUUGAGUUUCUUCGCCUGCGUUUUAAGUUUAUUCCCAAAAUGAGUGUGAUGCUACUGUAACAGUAAACUCACACUCAUUCAGGGAAGGAAGAGGCAGGAUGAGGUGAACAUUCAAAAAUAUUUAUUAUAAAAUAAACACAACAAAAGUAUCCAUCCAGCAUGAGACUCCAGACCAGUGUGACGCACUACCAGCUUUUAGUCCCAACCACAGUCAUCACAGCUACCAAUCACAGAUCUUGUGUUCGGUGUGGUCAUGAUGUGUAGCUAUAUUUUUUGGGAGGUGGACGUCAGGGUAUGGAACAGAGUAAAGCUCAAUUUAAAAUUCAGCAUCGAGGGAUUGCUGUAUCCCACAUCACAUCCCUUGUAUAUAGCCAUAGUAGCCAUAGUGAAGAUUUAUACUUCUGUUUUACCAUUUGUGUUGCUCAGUGGUUAGCAUUAAUGGGGUUGGUAGCGUCAGAAUUGGCCGUCAACAACAUGAAAGCAUAGACCUAUCCUGCAUUGUAUCAACGUUUCAGGCUGGUGGUGGUGUUGUAAUGGUGUGGGGGAUAUUUUCUUCACACACUUUGGGCUCAUAAGUACCAAUUGAGCAUUGUGUCAAUGCCACAGCCUACCUGAGUAUUGUUGCUGACCAUGUCCAUAAAGUGCAGAUCAUCUCAGACUGGUUUCUUGAACAUGACAGUGAGUUCACUGUACUCAAAUGGCCUCCACAGUCACCAUAUCUCAAUCCAAUAGAGCACCUUUGGGAUGUGGUGGAACGAGAGAUUCGCAUCAUGGAUCUGCAGCCAACAAAUCUGCAGCCAUGAUCCUACAUGUCAAUAUGGACCAAAACUUCAGUGGAAUUUUCCAGUACCUCAUUGGCUCCAACCCGGUACUAGUAAGGUGUACCUAAUAAAGUGGCCGGUUAGUGUAUAUGAAGUUAAACCACAAAUCUUUAUCUAGCACUAGUUCUAGAAUGCAAGCUAUUCAGAUUUUUGGUCAUUACAAGAAAAAGACCAAUCCUUUCACAAAACAAGACCCUUAUUUCUCAGCUGGGAUCUUGUAAAGCCAUUUGAAGCUCCAAUGAAACUGCAAUUUGUAAGUUCAACCCACUAAGCACCUUAUCAGGUCAACUAUGUAGAGAAAAAUCCUGAAAGAAAUGUACAUCUUGGAUGGAUAAGUGAGUAAAUGUGUCCUGUGAGAAAGCACAAUGACCGAAUAUGCUCUGCAUACGCACUGUGAAUGAAGUAUGUAUGAAACAGACAUAAGGCUCCACCGCAGCAUGUGUCUUUCUUUUCCUAGCGUAUGGAUAUCGACCUGGGAUGUGUCGUGCUCCAAUUUUUGUGUUUGGGAUGUUGACUUUAAUCACCCCUGUCAAUCAAACUGCUUCUUUAAUCCUAUUGGCUGUCAGAUCCUCCCAUUAGAACACAACAUUGUAACCGUUUACCAAAGUUUACACCGAUUUAACACCGUCGAGUCACCUGCAGUCAGUCAAUCCAAACGAUCGUUCUUAUGAGGCAUUAUGAAUGUGAUGAUCGGGUCUCAAAAACUUGUAGCAUGACCGCAAACGUCGACAUUAGCACUUCCGCGACGCCUCUUCAGCAGUGUUUCAUGUUAUCCCAUCCAGUAUACUGUGAUUUGACAUAUAAUAAAUGUGAUACGACGUGUAGAUAGAAAAAUAUUUAUUUUUGAACUGGUGAAUAGAAAAUGGACAGAAUCAGAAGAAGUGCACAAUACAGGGGACUUUGGUGAUGGAACAAAAUAGGUUCACGAUAAAGCAAAUAUAUAUAUAGAGAGAUAAAUAUAUAUUUACUGUAUAAACCAAUGUAGAGUUACGUGCACUAUAGCUAACAUUCAAAAAGCUACAUUUGUCAUUGUUGAUGUGUACAGCAAAUAAAGUCUGGGACGACGAUAACAUGACAGAAUAUAACCACACCUGAUUGUAGCACAAUUCAAACAGUUUUACGCUGGUUGGCAUGCAAAGACACUACACAAAGAUUGUAAUAGUUCAUUGCAGUAGAGCCGUCGGAAAGAAAAGAUAGUAGUAAUGAUUGUUUCAUUUCCAGAGAGUAGCUACAUACUUUAGCAGAAUUGCACUUGAAAGCGCACAUCCGCUUCUCAUGAUCAUAUCUCCAGCUUUGGGCUUCAGUAUUGUUUUUUGAGCGUGAUCAGACAGUGUUCAUUUGAACUUAAUAUAUCAUACUCCAUUCUACAUGUACAGUAUAGGAGGAAAACUGUGCUGUGUGAUGGCCACGUACUAUAUAUAU
This is a messenger RNA of Danio aesculapii, 3744 nucleotides long. It is a transcript of the gene phyhiplb, whose product is annotated as phytanoyl-CoA 2-hydroxylase interacting protein-like b. Gene Ontology annotation, molecular function: protein binding. The record is from RefSeq and is a predicted model, not a curated record. Lineage: Eukaryota; Metazoa; Chordata; Actinopteri; Cypriniformes; Danionidae. The coding region runs from base 72 to 1208 and encodes 378 amino acids. The transcript has 5 exons. Gene Ontology annotation, cellular component: cytoplasm.